UACGCUCGUGUUUCGCAAAAAUAUCAGUCUCUAAAAAGACGACAAUACCCACAUAAUUAAACCUUCCAUCAAUAAAAGAUAUACCGCUUACGAGGGUGGCGGUGAAAAAUGAGACGACCCAAGAUAAGGGGUUUAGCUGCCGCUGCAAAACCCUUGGAAUGACUGUUUUUGGUUACUUUAGCUUCCAGUUUUCAGUUUGUUGAUGGCAAUCUCCACUUCAUUUACUUCUCUUAAUUUCAUCUCUUCUGCAUAUUUGUUAUCUUUCAAUCGUAUCAAGACUCAUAAACCACGCUUGACGAUGAAUGGCUUCGACGGACGGUUGGUCAUUAACUGCUCUACGUCCUCGUCUUCUGCUUCCUCCGAGAUGGGUUCUCCUUUUGACCCUGCGAACCGCAGGCAUUCUCAAAUUUCUUCUAUGGCUCCCUUUGGAAUGACAAUGAAUGAAGCUGCGGUGCCUAAACACUCAUAUAAAUGGCAAAGGAUAUUGCUUAAAGUAAGUGGAGAAGCACUUGCCGGAGAUCACACUCAAAAUAUUGACCCGAAGAUCACAAUGUCCAUUGCAAGAGAGGUUGCGUCAGUGACUCGCCUUGGCAUUGAGGUUGCAAUAGUCGUCGGUGGGGGAAAUAUCUUCCGUGGAUCCUCCUGGACAGGAAAUAGUGUCCUGGACCGCUCAUCUGCUGAUUACAUAGGGAUGUUGGCAACAGUAAUGAAUGCUAUUUUCCUUCAAGCAACAAUGGAGAGCAUUGGCAUUCCCACUAGGGUCCAAACUGCAUUUCGCAUGUCAGAGGUUGCAGAGCCAUAUAUACGUCGAAGGGCUGUGAGACAUUUGGAGAAAGGAAGAGUGGUGAUUUUUGCAGCUGGAACUGGAAAUCCAUUCUUUACCACCGAUACUGCUGCUGCCCUUCGUUGCGCAGAAAUUAAUGCAGAGGUGGUCCUGAAAGCUACAAAUGUUGAUGGGGUUUAUGAUGAUGAUCCCAGGCAUAACCCAAAUGCUCGUCUUCUUGAUACUCUAACAUAUCAGGAUGUAACUUCAAAAGAUCUUUCUGUAAUGGACAUGACUGCAAUUACUUUGUGCCAAGAAAAUAACAUUCCCAUUGUUGUUUUCAAUCUUAACAAGCCUGGCAAUAUCUCAAAAGCAAUAAAGGGAGAGAGGGUUGGCACAUUGAUUGGAGGACCAUGGACUUCUGCACCAGCAAGGACCUGAGUAAGGCAAUUACAAUUUACAACUGCUCUCUCCUUUUUAGGCUUUCUUUUAGUAGUAAGGUGAAUUGAGAAGCACAAUGGAGUCUGCCUUCACAGUUCAGAGAGAGAGAGAGAGCAUUAUUUCUGCAUUAUAUUUUUCAACAUUCAGAGUUAUUAGUUGCAGUGCUUAUUCGGUUAUUCCUGUUAAUUCUGUAGAAAUGUAAAAUACUAUUUGCUUUAUCAGCCUAAAGCUGAAUCCCUUGUGAAUUUGAACAGUAACUGGAGUUUUG
Tripterygium wilfordii is the source of this 1472-nucleotide messenger RNA. RefSeq names its product uridylate kinase-like. Gene Ontology annotation, biological process: UDP biosynthetic process. NCBI's taxonomy places the organism in Eukaryota, Viridiplantae, Streptophyta, Magnoliopsida, Celastrales, Celastraceae. The record is from RefSeq and is a predicted model, not a curated record. Bases 203 to 1204 code for a protein of 333 amino acids. Gene Ontology annotation, molecular function: UMP kinase activity. Gene Ontology annotation, cellular component: cytoplasm. The transcript has 7 exons.